AUGAGCAAUCCUGUCCCGAGGGCCCCUAGGAGAAGGACUGUGCCAAAUCAGACAGGUGCUAGAGGGAUAGCGCCAGAGGAUCCUAGAUUGGAUCGGAUUAUGCAGGCUUUAGAGACUUUGGUAGGGCAGCAAGCUCAGAACCAAGCCACUGCUGCUGCUGUACCUGCACCUGCACCUGUAGAUGUUCCGUUGGCUCGAAACGGAAAUGGGAAUCAGCCCAUGCAUAAGUUGGUAGAGCAAUUUCUAAAGCUCAAACCGCCCAAGUUCACUGGUGCGGGUGAUUCUGAGGCUGCAACCCUCUGGAUUAGAGAGUUGGAGACGGUGUUUGCUUUGCUGAGGUGCUCAGAUGAAGAUAAAGUGACAUUGGCAGUUUAUCAGUUGCAAGGUAAUGCUAGUACUUGGUGGGAAGCUACCCAAAUGAGGGUAUUUCCCGAGGGUACGGCCCAGUAUGAGGCAAAGUUUGCUAAAUUGUCCAAGUAUGCGCCGAGGUUGAUUGAAGACCCGGUUGAUAAAGCAAGGAGGUUUAGGGAUGGACUGAAGCCUGAAAUCAAAGAUCAGUUGGUGCCUCUGAAUCUGAAGGAUUAUGACGAACUUUAUGAGAGGGCACAGUUGAUUGAGAGGAACUUGGCUGAUAAGGCAGCCGCGUCUGGAUCGCGGUUUGUGCCAAACAAGGAUAAUCAGCGGUUUGGGAAGAAACCGAUGACUAGGGGUAGGUUUCCCAUCCCUCAUAACAAGAAGAAUGGCGUGAGAAAGUCGGUGUACAACAACAAUAAUGGCCCCUGUCGAUUCUGUGGAAGGCGCCACGGAUCAGCCCCAUGUCCUGCUAGGACGGGAGCUUGCUUUGGAUGUGGCCAGCACGGUCACCACGUAAGAGAUUGUCCACGCCAAGCCAUAGGAGCACAAGAACCAAGACAGCAAGUAGGACAACCUGCAAGGACUGCCCCGCCGAACCAGUUGAACUGA
This is a messenger RNA of Syzygium oleosum, 963 nucleotides long. RefSeq lists its product as uncharacterized. Gene Ontology annotation, molecular function: nucleic acid binding; zinc ion binding. Lineage: Eukaryota; Viridiplantae; Streptophyta; Magnoliopsida; Myrtales; Myrtaceae. The record is from RefSeq and is a predicted model, not a curated record. The transcript is spliced from 2 exons. The coding region runs from base 1 to 963 and encodes 320 amino acids.